AUGGCCUCCCCGUCUACCUCUUCUCUUCUCCUCUUGCUUCUUCUGUUUCUUGCUUACAGUGGCGCCAGGGCCGUGCCAUGGGACCGGUGGGAGAGGACCAUCCGAAUGCCGACGGAGAAGGGGGAGCUGGUUGAUGAUGAUGCUGCUGCUGCUGAUGAUAAAAAACUGGGUACCAGAUGGGCAGUUCUUGUAGCUGGUUCUUCUGGGUUUGGGAAUUACAGGCAUCAGGCGGAUAUCUGCCAUGCUUAUCAGCUGUUGAAGAAAGGGGGCUUGAAGGAUGAAAACAUUGUUGUGUUUAUGUACGAUGAUAUUGCUGGGAAUGUCCUGAAUCCGAGGCCUGGAAUCAUCAUCAACCACCCACAAGGACAGAAUGUUUACGUCGGCGUCCCCAAGGAUUACACUGGAGAGCAGGUCACUGCUCAGAAUCUAUAUGCUGUUCUUCUGGGCAACAAAACUGCUGUUACUGGAGGGAGUGGAAAAGUUGUAGACAGCAAACCAAAUGACCGGAUUUUUGUGUACUAUUCCGAUCAUGGAGGCCCUGGAGUACUUGGCAUGCCCAACUUGCCUUUUGUCUAUGCCAUGGACUUCAUUGAAGUGUUAAAGAAGAAGCAUGCUGCUAAGGGCUACAAAGAGAUGGUUAUCUAUGUAGAAGCAUGUGAGAGUGGGAGUAUAUUCGAGGGUGUAAUGCCAAAGGAUUUGAAUAUAUAUGUAACGACAGCAUCGAAUGCUGAAGAGAGUAGCUUCGGAACUUACUGUCCGGGAAUGCAGCCGCCUCCGCCGCCGGACUACAUGACUUGCUUAGGAGAUUUGUAUAGUGUUGCUUGGAUGGAAGAUAGUGAGACUCACAAUCUGAAGAGAGAAACAAUUGACCAACAAUAUGAGACUGUGAAGAAAAGAACAGCAAGUCCCAAUGAUUUGAAUGCAGGAUCUCAUGUAAUGGAAUAUGGAAACUCGAGCAUUAAAGCGGAGAGGUUGUACUUGUAUCAAGGAUUCGACCCUGCAUCGGUGAACUUGCCUCCUUACAAUGGCGGGCUUGAAAUGAAGACUAUGGAGACAAUUAACCAGAGAGAUGCAGACAUCUUCUUCCUGUGGCAAAUGUAUAGAAAAUUGGAAGAAGGAACAAACGAGAGAGCCGAAGUCCUCGAGGAAAUUAGGGAGACUAUUGCACACAGAGCUCACUUGGAUGGAAGCAUCAGAAUGAUUGGUUUUCUUCUGUUUGGACCAGAGAACGUUUCCAAUGUUAUUGAUCAUGUGAGAGCUUCUGGUUUGCCUCUUGUGGAUGAUUGGAAAUGUCUCAAGUCAAUGGUGAGAGUGUUGGAGGAGCAUUGUGGUUCACUGACCCAGUACGGAAUGAAACACAUGCGCGCAAUCGCAAACAUAUGCAACAAAGGGGUAUCAGAAGCAUCAAUGAGGGAAGCUUCAAUGGCGGCCUGUAAUGGACGGCGGAGAUACGGGGGGGUGUGGCAUCCUUCAAAUAAGGGUUACAGUGCUUGAUCUGAUCAAGGACACAAACCCAUACAAUACCAUACACCCUUUUGUACAAAAAUGUCGAACCAUUUUCAUAUUCUAUGAAUAAUCAUAAGGGACAGUCUUGCUCUGUAAUCUCUAUAA
Messenger RNA from Cucurbita maxima (winter squash), 1611 nucleotides. RefSeq names its product legumain. The transcript is spliced from 9 exons. The coding region runs from base 1 to 1494 and encodes 497 amino acids. The record is from RefSeq and is a predicted model, not a curated record. Gene Ontology annotation, biological process: vacuolar protein processing. Gene Ontology annotation, molecular function: cysteine-type endopeptidase activity. Lineage: Eukaryota; Viridiplantae; Streptophyta; Magnoliopsida; Cucurbitales; Cucurbitaceae.